AUGAGUAACUCCACAAGAAACUCUGACAGUUUGAGCGUUAGGACAACGCAGAUUCUGAGCGAGGAGGCCUACACCAUCUUCACCAUAGUGGACGUGGUCAUCUUGUCCGAGAUCGUCUCCCUCUUCGGCAUGUUCACCAACAGCAUCACCAUCAUAGUGCUCGUCCGCCAGGGAUUUCGCAAGUCGAUCAACGUCAGCUUGGCGGGACUUGCUGUCUCGGAUUUUCUGUCCCUCGUCUCACUGGUGUGCCUCUGCGUGGGUAACAACCCAUGGCUGAUACAAGCAGACGUCUCUUUCGAUCCUAUUGGGGUUUUCUAUUUAACCACCGGCUGGCCUAACACAAUCUUCGCUCGAAUCACUGGCUGGAUAACCGCCUACAUAACAUUAGAAAGGUGUCUCUGUGUUGCCAUGCCUCUGAAGAUCAAACGCGUUCUCACACGCAACACCAGCUUACUAAUCCUGGUGAUCAUCUACAUUGGCGUCAUUGCCGGAGUUUGUCCUAUAUACUUUACCACUGGGCUGCACUGGAGGUAUGACGCCGCCAAGAACAGGUCCAUAAUAGGUCUUAACUUCAUCGGUGCCAACAGGGAGGACAUUAAGAGAGUCGCCCUGGCCAUCACCAAUGUAUUCUCCCCCUUCACCAGUUUCGGGCUGGUCAUUAUUUGCACCGCCAUUCUCGGCUUUAAACUGACGGAAAAGUCCAACUGGCGGAACAGCGUCACCAGAAUAGCCAGAAAGGUCAAAGGCAGCCCAGAAAAAACUGUAAGCAAAGAAAAGAUUAUCAGCCAAAAUGACGUGAAUCCCAAUAAUGAGAGGGCAAACUCUUGCAACGAAAACGGCAAUGCAGCGAAAGUAGUUUCCCCUGUUUCCAAGGACGCCAAAGUGAUCAAACUGGUAGUAGUCCUGUCAUCGAUCUACAUUAUUAGCUCCAUCCCAGCGGUUGUACAUUUCGUAUGGAUGAUCCUCGACCCUCAGUACACAGUGGUCGGCCUACAGAGCAACGUCCACAUCUCCGUGGCGGGAAUCACUUUCCUUUUUCAGGCUGCAAACUCCAGCGCCAAUUUGUUUACGUAUAUCUACAUGAGCUCGAGUUUUAGAAUAGAGUUCUACAAGCUUAGGCCGUUCAAGAAGUGCUCGCCUCAUAGUGCAGACGAUAAUAUGAAAUAA
Biomphalaria glabrata is the source of this 1167-nucleotide messenger RNA. RefSeq lists its product as uncharacterized. Gene Ontology annotation, molecular function: G protein-coupled receptor activity. Gene Ontology annotation, cellular component: membrane. The record is from RefSeq and is a predicted model, not a curated record. Lineage: Eukaryota; Metazoa; Mollusca; Gastropoda; Planorbidae. The transcript has 2 exons. Bases 1 to 1167 code for a protein of 388 amino acids. Gene Ontology annotation, biological process: G protein-coupled receptor signaling pathway.